UCUCUGCUCCUGAGUAGGUCAGGUGGUCUGUGACCUCACCAUGUUCAUCCUCUGUAACCUGUCAGUGCUGAUGCUCAUGCUGACUCUUCAUGGCCAAGUUCGUGCAGGAAAGAUCAUUGGAGGCCAUGUGGCCGUGCCACAUAGCAGACCAUACAUGGCUCUUUUGGAGAUAACAACACAUGGCAAUAAGAUGAAAUACUGCGACGGAUUCCUCGUGAGUGAAGAUUUUGUGAUGACUGCCGCCCACUGCCAUGAAAAGUCUUACACAGUUUUGUUAGGACUUCACAAUGCCACAAUACGUCAUUAUAAAGAAGUGCAGAUUCUGUCUGUGGAUAAAGCAUUUCCACAUAAGGGCUACAAUGCAGCUGGGUUUAAAAAUGAUAUAAUGCUACUGAAGUUGACCUCCAGUGCAAAGCUCAGCAAAAAUGUCCAACUUGUCCCCAUGGCAAACAAGACCGAUGGCCUCGUGCCAAAAUCAUGUGUGGUCUGUGGAUGGGGACGAACCGACAGGGCUAAUGCACGCUUGUCUGACACACUCAUGGAAGUCAACGUAACGCUGGUUGAUAACAAACUCUGUGGAGAGGAAAGCGACUACUGCUCCAAGGGAAUGCAUGGACCCGGUCCGGGAGACUCUGGUGGCCCGUUAGUCUGUGAAGAUGGAAGGGUGUAUGGAGUGGUAUCUGCAAGUAGAAAAUCAAGUCAUAGUUACGUCUAUAAAUAUACCAAUAUACCUGAGAACAGAGACUGGAUUGACAACAUCAUGAUCCAUGAUGAAUAGAGCUACUGCCAGGCUGAGAACCAUGAUCAUAAUCAAAAUGCAGCAUUUUAAUUCUGAAUUUGAAUAUGCUUUGCAACAUUUUUUAUCUUAUCAUUGACCAGUAACGCCAGUGGUCAGAUGUGACUAUCAAUGAGAUUAGAUUGUGCUUAAAGAAAGCUUUUCCAAAUAAACUUUUGCUCUCUUAUUAUGUUUUCUCAAUAUGUGUGCACACAUCGUCUUUUAUGGAUUAAACAGAGGAUUUAUCACUUACCUUAAUUCAUUUCAUUGAAUUGUACAGAGGUACAAAUCAUUUGUAUGAUUCACCAUUAAAGGAUGAUAAAACCAUGGAUUGAUAUGUUAUCCUAAUCUGUAUUAAACUGUAUUCAAACACCAUUCUGCAGUCAUAUAUUUCAAAUAUUUCACACCAUAGAGCUACCUAACAUCCCUGUUUAUCAAAAUGUUGUAAGUUGUUAUCUAUUUUUUCAUUCCCGCCCGCCACCAGGCAUUGUUUGUACAGUGGCAGCGAUGGAGAAUGUGCUGUAAAGAUGUCUGCUAGUUUGUGAGAGACAAUAUUUGUUAUGGACAUCAACAAACACA
Cololabis saira (Pacific saury) is the source of this 1354-nucleotide messenger RNA. Its product is annotated as mast cell protease 2-like. The coding region runs from base 41 to 778 and encodes 245 amino acids. Gene Ontology annotation, molecular function: serine-type endopeptidase activity. Gene Ontology annotation, biological process: proteolysis. NCBI's taxonomy places the organism in Eukaryota, Metazoa, Chordata, Actinopteri, Beloniformes, Belonidae. The transcript is spliced from 5 exons. The record is from RefSeq and is a predicted model, not a curated record.